UCGCAGCCUUCACGCGGCGCGUUCUUAAGUCGAAGAAGAAGGAAAGCAAGAAGCCGGACGCUACGAGAAGUGUGUUGUCUCCGACCGUUCCACCGUCGCAGUAUGGAUGUCGAGGAGUACCAGAACCUGCUCAGUCCGAUGGGCUCCGAGGAGCGGCUGCUGCAGGAUCAGCAACAGAUGCUGCUGCUGGAGCAGCAGGUGCAGCGAGGGGUGGAGCAGGAAGAGCGCAAGGAACGGUCCUGGCGCAUCACGUACAUCGUGGGCGUUCCCACCCUGCUGCUACCGCUGCCGCUCUACAUGAAUAGCAAGGCCGGGUGGUGCGUCUACUGCAUGGUGUGGAUGGCCAUGUACUGGACCACCGAGAUCAUCCCGCUGCCGGCGACGGCGUUGCUGCCGCUGGCCAUGUUCCCGCUCCUGGGCAUCCUCAGCACCGGCGAAACGACCGCCCUGUACUUCAACAACAUCGGCUUCAUCAUCCUGAGCUCGCUGACGCUGGCCGCCGCCGUGGAGUGCACCAACCUCCACAAGCGCGUCGCCCUCAAGUCUCUGCUCAUCUUCGGCAUGAGCAAGCGAAGGAUAGUGUUCGCCAUCAUGAUGAUCAGCAUGUUCCUGUCCUUGUGGAUCCCAAACACCGCGUCCGCCUCCAUCAUGGGUCCCAUCACCCUCGCCGUAGCCGACCAGAUGCAGAAGUCGUCGAACAAGUUCGGGAGAGGGUUUCAAUUGCGAAGGGACAUUGCCAGCGCUGUAGACAACGAGCAGCUGCGUUCGAGCGAGAUAACGGCGUACGUGCGCAAGAUGAUGCUGUUGUCGGUGACGUACGCGUGCAACGUCGGCGGCACUGGCUCGCUCAUCGGCACCGCGCCGAACCAGAUCCUCAAGAACAUCUUCGACCAGCGGUUUCCGGAAGCAAACGAGCUGACGUACGCCUGGUGGAUGCUGCUUAACGGGCCCGCCAUGAUCAUGCUCCUACUGCUGGCGUACGCUUACGUGCAGUGGAGCAUCGAGCGCAAGGGUGGAGCCACCAUGCUGGGAGGUACGGCCGAAGCCAAGCUGACCGCUGAGGUCACACGCAGGUACAACGACCUCGGACCACUGUCGUUCGCGGAGGCAACGGUCGUGUUCAUGGUGGUGCUGGUGGUGCUCCUACUGCUCACGAUGAAGCCGCAGAUCCUGCCCGGAUGGUCCUCGAUGUUUCCGGAACCGCAGUACAUCCGGGCGUCAGUGCCGAUGGUGUUGGUGUCCGUGCUGCUGUUCGUGAUUCCGCGCGACCCGACCAUCAACGAAACGGUUCCCAUCCUGACCUGGGACGAGGUCAACAGCCGCGUCUCCUGGGGCACCGUGCUGGUCAUCUGCGGCGGCAUGACUCUCGCCGAAGCAUCCAAGAAAAGUGGCCUCUCCCACACGGUGGCCACCACGCUGGCCGUUCUCGAGUCAGUGCCAAGCAAGCUCGUGCUGUCGGCGCUCUGUCUGCUGGCGUCGUUCAUGAGCGAGCUGGCCAGCAACUCGGCCGUUAGCUCGCUGAUGAUACCCGUCGUCAUUGACCUGGCUGUGCUAACGAAGAACCACCCGCUGUACUACGCUCUGCCCGUGGCGGUGUGCUGCUCCUUCUCGUUCAUGCUGCCCGUCGCCACGCCCACCAACGCCAUCGUCUACGACCUCGGACACAUGAAGCCGCGUGACAUGGCACGUCCGGGUGUGCUGAUGAACCUGAUGACGGUGACGGGUGAAAUCCUGUCCGUGCACAUAGUGGCAAUGUACCUGCUCGGCCUCGACUCGGUGCCCUGGUGGGCCAUGGAGUACAGCGUCAGCUUGGCCAGCACCAACACCAGUCACCUGGCCCGCGCCGCACGCCGUGCCGGCGUCGAUGUUGCCGACUCCGUGGCACCCCCGGCCCCGCACCCGCGCUGGUAGCCGCGGCCAGCUCUUCGGCUGCCGACGCUCUGGGUGCGUGUAAAGAGGCAGCCGAGGGCUACCUCUUUGGACGCAGCUUUAUCGAAGGCGGCGUGUUCUGUGACGGCGGCUGUGAAGACGGCUCGGAAACUUGUGGCUUUGCGCGCUGUUCCUCGCACGUCUUUUGGGCUUGCACGGAGCGCGAUUACGCAGUGAACUGUGUAUAUAUUAUUUUACGACUCAAACGCUGCAUACUCUGCCAUGUUCGCGACGUUUCCUCUUCUUCCUUUCUUCUUUUGUUGUCUACAUAUAGCAUAUUGAUUGUUAGAGAGUAUGGAAUUUUCUUGUUCUCAUCCAUAAGUAUUUACAUUCAAUCUUGUGGCAGUUUAUUUGUGUUUCCAGUUCUCACUAUAACCGAGUGCGUUGUGCGA
Dermacentor albipictus is the source of this 2321-nucleotide messenger RNA. RefSeq names its product Na(+)/dicarboxylate cotransporter 3-like. Gene Ontology annotation, cellular component: membrane. Gene Ontology annotation, molecular function: succinate transmembrane transporter activity; citrate transmembrane transporter activity. NCBI's taxonomy places the organism in Eukaryota, Metazoa, Arthropoda, Arachnida, Ixodida, Ixodidae. The record is from RefSeq and is a predicted model, not a curated record. Gene Ontology annotation, biological process: citrate transport; transmembrane transport.